GGUGCUGGCAAUCGGACGCGUUUUGAAAACUUGCUCUCUUCACGAGUUGAUUCUGGUUUUUGUCUUUUUCGGUUUUGGACUGGGAAAGUAAAAAAAGGUGCGAAGAACAACAACAACAGCAACAACGACAACGACAGCUGCAAGAAUAAUAGAAAUUGCUGUUGAAAAGAAACAGGAAAUCCAGAAGCAAGAAAUCAGUUUUGACCAUUCGCAGACUCGCCACCGACCGACCAUGAUCUUGCGAACAGCACUUGCUGGCCAACAGCUGCUCCUCCUGCCCUCUGUCCUGCUUAUCGUCCUGCUGUAUUGUUCCUGUGAUGCUAAGACUGUCAAUCCCGGAGAUCAGCUACAGCUGCAGCAGCAUCAUCAGAUGACGGCAGAGCCGGGUCUGCCAGAGCCAAGGGCUUACAUGCCGGAUGCCCAGCACCUGGACUUUGUCUACCAUGACCAUGAGGAGCUAACGAGAUUCCUCAGGGCAACCAGUGCACGGUAUCCCAACCUCACUGCUCUGUACUCCAUUGGAAAGUCUAUCCAAGGCCGGGAUCUCUGGGUGAUGGUGGUCAGCUCGUCACCGUACGAACACAUGGUGGGCAAGCCAGAUGUAAAGUACGUUGGCAAUAUCCACGGAAACGAGCCCGUCGGCCGGGAGAUGCUGCUCCAUCUCAUCCAGUACUUCGUGACCAGCUACAACUCGGACCAGUAUGUGAAGUGGCUGCUGGAUAAUACCCGGAUUCACAUUUUGCCCACGAUGAAUCCGGACGGUUAUGCGGUUUCCAAAGAGGGCACAUGCGACGGUGGCCAAGGAAGAUACAAUGCCCGUGGCUUCGAUCUGAAUCGCAACUUCCCCGACUAUUUUAAGCAGAACAAUAAGCGUGGUCAGCCGGAAACAGAUUCGGUUAAGGAUUGGAUAUCAAAGAUUCAGUUUGUGCUGAGUGGAAGUCUCCAUGGUGGUGCUCUGGUUGCUAGCUAUCCAUACGACAAUACGCCGAACUCCAGGAUCUGCCGUUCGUCCGCAUUGUGCGCGAUGUUCCAGACCUAUUCGGCGGCGCCGUCCCUGACGCCCGACGAUGAUGUAUUCAAGCAUUUGUCCCUUGUCUACGCCCGCAACCAUGCCAAGAUGUCCAGGGGUGUGGCCUGCAAAUCUGCGACGCCGGCCUUUGAGAAUGGAAUCACAAAUGGAGCUGCCUGGUACCCACUGACCGGUGGAAUGCAGGAUUACAACUAUGUGUGGUACGGUUGCAUGGAGAUUACUCUGGAAAUAUCCUGUUGCAAGUUUCCGCCCGCCUACGAGCUUAAGAAGUACUGGGAGGAUAAUCAACUUUCUCUUAUAAAAUUCCUGGCCGAGGCACAUCGAGGAGUCCAGGGAUUCGUGUUUGACCCGGCGGGCAUGCCCAUCGAGCGAGCCUCGAUCAAGAUCAAGGGACGUGAUGUGGGCUUCCAGACCACCAAAUACGGCGAGUUCUGGCGCAUUCUUCUGCCGGGCUAUUACAAAGUGGAGGUCUUUGCAGAAGGCUUUGCCCCUCGAGAAGUCGAGUUCGUGAUUGUAGAGCAACAUCCCACGCUGCUCAAUGUGACGCUGCAGCCAUCGAAGUACCUGGUGGCAGCUUCGGGCACAUCCACUUCCACCAAAGCCUCAACUGCAAAGCGUCUCGUCAAUGGAAAGUUGCAGCUGUCCACCGAAUAGUUGAGAUCAGAUUUCUUGGAAUCAAAUCCUAUGGAAUGCGGGCGUGUAAAUAAUAGCUGAAGUGCUUAAGUCCUAGGGAGUGCUCCGCAACUAACCCACUAAAAACUAAAACACCUCUUAACACCUCACUCUAAAGUCCUGUCCUUUUUCUUUUGGUUUUUGUUCUAUGUUAUAUUUUGUUUAAAGUUCUUUAGUCAAAAGUUUAAAAGCAUUAGGAAAAAUACCUAUAACACUUAAGACCUCUGCUGGUACAAGGUUUAAUAUUAAAUAUAAAGGUUGCUUGGGUUAACCAUGUUGUGAAGAACAAAGAUCCUUCGAUGACGAUGUAUGUACCAAUAACAUUCUGUUAAUUGACUUCGCAGCGCAUUGAGGGCAUUGGGGCCAUGGGUCCCGCUGGAGUGCCAGUUGGAGGCGGUGGUGUGGUGGGUCCCGGUGGACUAUACCGCCCGAUUCAG
Messenger RNA from Drosophila eugracilis, 2139 nucleotides. RefSeq names its product carboxypeptidase D. Lineage: Eukaryota; Metazoa; Arthropoda; Insecta; Diptera; Drosophilidae. Gene Ontology annotation, biological process: proteolysis. Gene Ontology annotation, cellular component: cell surface. The coding region runs from base 233 to 1684 and encodes 483 amino acids. The record is from RefSeq and is a predicted model, not a curated record. Gene Ontology annotation, molecular function: zinc ion binding; metallocarboxypeptidase activity. The transcript is spliced from 10 exons.